Molecule: messenger RNA, 6116 nt
Organism: Drosophila gunungcola (fruit fly)
Lineage: Eukaryota; Metazoa; Arthropoda; Insecta; Diptera; Drosophilidae
Product: bridge-like lipid transfer protein family member 3A
Exons: 18
Coding region: 455-5014 (1519 amino acids)
Source: RefSeq, a predicted model, not a curated record
CACUGCUUUCGCCAGUCAUCGUGCAACACUGGCCGGGUCAGCAGCAGCAGAAGCAAAAGCAAUAAAACUUUGCGUCUUACGCGAAAAUCGAGAUAAAAUUCGCAACCGAAGGGGUCCGGUCCCAAAACCAUGACUAAUCCGCGCACCGUUUGAUCGGAUGUCUUCCCACCCACAAGUGACCGUGAAUAUGUGAGCGCUGCGAAUGGGAAACGGAGAAAAUCGAAGCCAGUUCGCCAGCAGCUCGAUUCCAAUAAGAUUCGCGUCGAGUGCAACAGAGAGAAAAAUUGAAAGUGAAUAUCGUGAUUUACACUAUUCCAAGCCCAGUGCCAUUCUUCCUAAAGCCCAAUGAUUUUUUAAGGAGUUAUGCUGCGCGGAAUAAGUUGAACUAUUCAACCCGGUUGCCCAGUUGUUUACUAGUUGUUGAUUUGUUGUUGCACGCUGCUGACGUCGCAAGAUGGUCUCACUGAUAAAGAACCAACUGCUCAAACAUUUGUCCAUUUAUACGAAGAACCUUUCCUCGGACAAAAUCAACUUGAGCACCUUUCGCGGCGAGGGCGAGCUCUCGAAUCUGGAAUUGGAUGAGCGGGUGCUCACCGAGCUGCUGGAGCUUCCAAGCUGGCUGCGACUCACCUCCGCCUGGUGCAAUCAUGUCUCCUUCCGGAUUAGUUGGACCAAGCUCAAGAGCGUGCCCAUAACGCUGACACUGGAUGAAGUGCGCAUUACCAUUGAGACCUGCAAUCCAACUACACGCGAUGCAGGCGGAGGAUCUGGUCCCGGAGGAGCAGGAUCUCCCACCGCUGCUGCCGCCGCCGCCGCUUUGCCACAAGUGCCACAGGGUAAAUACAGCUUCAUCCACAAGGUGGUCGAUGGCAUCACAAUUGUGGUCAACACGGUGAAUGUGAACUUUGUGAGCGCCGCCUUUACCGCCUCCGUGCAAAUGUCUCGCAUUCGCGUGGAAUCCAAGACGCCCAAGUGGGCAAAUGCCGAUUUGCGGAUGACACGGCUGAAAGACGCUCAGAAGGGCAUCAUACUGAUCUUCAAGGAGCUCUCCUGGCAGACGGUGCGCAUCGAGGCCAGUUCCACGCAGGACAAGUCGCUGACACCGCUGCGUCUGCUCACCAAUCACGCCAGGUGCCGCAUCACCAUACGGAAACGGCUCUCCGACUGUUCACUGCUCGCUUCACGCCUGGUCCUCAUCCUGGACGAUCUGCUCUGGGUGCUCACGGACUCGCAGCUUAAGGCGGCUCUGCAUUUUGUGGACUCCCUGUCCGGAUUGAUCAAGGCGGCCACUCAUGCCACCCAAAAGACAAAGGCGGCUCGCAAAAUGCAGACACUGCCCGAGUACAAGGCCCAGGUGGAGCAGCAGCAGAAUCGUCUCUCCGAAUCCGCCCACACGACGAACGCGCAACGCAUGUUCAAUGCCUUCGAUGUGCGGGAGACUUCGUACCAUUUCUUCAGCCAGCGCAUCGAUCUGCACUUGUGUGACGACGAGGGCGACGGACGCUCCAGUUACCCGGAUCUGGACAAGGGCGGUGCCCUGCAGGUCUCGGUGACCGCCUUCCAGGUGGACUACUAUCCCUACCAUCUGGCCAAAUCGGAUCGCGCGCAUUGGGCCAAGUACAAGGAGGCCUCGGUGGCGCCGGCUCUGUGGCUCAAGGAAUCGCUCAAUGCCUUCCGUGAGGCUGUCCUCAACUUGAGUCAACCCAAUCGACCGGCCACACAUGCGCCACUGGAGCGUAGCACUCCAGCCUCACCGAUUAUGCUCAGUGCCAGUAUGCUGGGCUCCCAGCAUCCGGGACCCGGUAGCUACUCCAAUGGCAGCAGCACGCCCACAGCAGCCGGAUUGGCCGGAGGUUCGGCAGGAUCGGCUGGUUCUGGCUCCGCUUCCGUCAAUAGUCAACUUUCUCAGGCAGCACAGCAGAGGAGCACGCUGGAGAACUUGUCGAAGCUGAUGAGCUCAUGUGUGAUCCUGCGCAUCGAGGACUUCACUUUGUAUAGAGUCACCACAUCGGGAAAGAAGGCUAUGCCCAAGGAAUUUGUUUCGGCGCAACAUAAAAGGAAGAGCAAAUCCUCAGGCGACAAGGAUCGGUAUUCGUUUCCCGCCGAGAUGCCCAUUAUCCAUGCGGAAUAUACUUACUUUUAUUAUCCCGGGGACUUUGUCUUUCCAUUGCCGCCUUCGAAGGUCUUUGUGCAUGUGAAUCCCAUCCAGGUGCAUUUCGAUCUCAGCUCAAUACUGUGGCUCAACUCCUUCGGGCUCAAUCUGCACGAGAGCCUGCUGCGCACCAGCGUUGGAUCGCAGAGCACUCAGCAGCCACGCGGCUCGAUUGCCUCCAAUGGCUCCAAUGGCACACAGAUGGCCGCCGCCGUCAAUGUUGACCAGGAGCCGAAUCUGAUGUACAUGGACGUCAAGGUGGAAGCGAUUAUGCCGCGUAUCGUGAUGGAGGCGGCGGUGGAUGCGCCCACUCAAAAGGAUCGCCCCAAGACAAUGCAGAUUCAGGUGUCCCGCUUUGCGUUGACCAACAUCCGUGAGAUGGGUAGCUCCAGGGCGGAUCUGGCCCAAGCUCUGCACUCCCUGCAGGAGGGAUCUCUGGUCUUUGGCUCCGGCUUUCCCUCCGAAGAGGGUGACAUGUGCAUCGUCACGGAUCGCAUUCUGUCGCAUGUGGCCGCCUCCGAUGUGAGCAUGAUGUCACCGGGAUCGCCGGCGGGUCAGCAGCAGCUGCCACGAUCCGCCUCCACGCAGUACCUAUCACGUUAUGUCAUGUGGCUGGAGCCGCGGGAUGUGUGGUGCAUCAAACUGGACCCGGUUUGGGUGGAUUUCCUGGGCGCCCGCUCGCUGGGCCCCAACAAAUCCAUACCGUUCGUGGACGCGGUCCCCAUCACAUUGUGGCUGCACUCCGGCUCCGCCCAGGCACAACUGGAUGUGGGAAAGAAGAGAGCUGGCACGGAAGCCGGCAGCAUGGAGAGCAUGGGCCUGGCCCCGCUGCCCACGCUGCCGCCACUCCAGCCGUGCAAUCCCUUCCUGAGCGACGAGGAUGUGCGUCUCGCUGGCCUCGCCGCCGGAGUGUCGCCCCCAGCUCCUGCUCCGGAUCGCACGGCCGAUGUGCAUGCCAUUGCGCAUAUUUCGAAUCUUGUGAGCCUGCAGAUCGAUCACUACCAGCUGCUCUUUCUGCUGCGCCUCGCCGAGGAAUUGAAUGAGAUGUCCACCUUCCUGAACCUGGAUGCCGAGCGCAUAUUGCAAAAGCAAAACGAACAAAAGUCGAUCAUAUUUGGGUGCGUUGUGCCGCAGAUCGAGGUCACGCUCGUGAUGCCAUCGCCAACACCUGGUAAGGAAUCAAGUGGUGGUGAUGCUGAAAGUGUCGUACCCGAUUCAGCUAGUUUGGGUGAUGAUUUACACAUGAAUAGCGGUAACAUAACCUGGCCCACACCACCGCCAUUGGAGCAGCUGAAGAGCAACACCUUCGGCAGCGUAGAGACACCAUCCCCAGUGACCAAUGACCCGCCUUUUGACAGUGGCAUACACAUAUCUAAUCCUAAUACGCAUGGUUAUAAUGUUCAGAUACAAAGUACGCCCACGUUGGCCUCUUCAACGCCCAGCCAGGGAUCUCGUCCGGAUACGGGUAUUUCCACACAAUCGCAAUCGCAUUCGCAGUCCCAAACGCAAUCGAUCUCGACCGCUUCGAGGAGCGGCGGCAAGAGUGCAGGCAGUCGGUCGGGAGGCACUGACACCGUGCCCAGUCUCACCAAGGAGAUCAACUCCGGUCUGCUGUCGAUGAAGAAGGGCUUCUCCAGCUUCAUGACAUCCAUUGACUCGGCCAUUAAGUCGGGCACACCCAACGACGAUGCCAGUGAUACGUUCUCCAUACAGAGCGACAUUAGUUCCGACUCGGAGAACUUUGCCAUUGUGAUGGGCGAUGACAAGACCAUGGAUUGCAUGGAUGUGAUGUUCCGCCUGAAUCCCUUCACCAAUGACAACAACAUGAAGGCCUCGCCGGUGGAGGUGGCCAGUGAGGUGUACGAGGAGCAGCCGAGCAGCUACAAGACGAACAUGUCCUCGCCAUCGGAACCCUCGGAGGGCAGCACCUGGCGGCGACGUGAUCUGGUGUCCAUGGCCACCUUUAGAUUGACCACUGUGGAGCUGAUUCGCCAGCAGGAGGGACCCAAAUCCUCGGUUCGCCUGCAGGUGGCCGCCGUUUCCUGUGACGAGUGUGGAGCCAUCCCCUGGGAUGAGUUGCAGAUCGCGCAUCAAGCAAACAAGACCAAGUUUGGAGCGCGUUGCAAAGCCUGGAAUCUGGCGCCAUAUAAUCCAGAGGCUCCGCCUUGCAUUCGCCUGAGAUUGGAGGAAACUUUGAAUAUGCCAAAGGAAAUAGAGGGCAUCAUUGAUCGUAAACGCAUCCAAAGCUGGAUCACUCACCAUGCCGAAAUUCGUGUGAAAGACAUCAAUAUGGAUCUGUCGAUGAGCACCGUAAUUGGACUGGGUGAUCUGGCCGAGGAUGAGGUCAUCUCUCCGCCCAUGCCAGUGACCGUAAAUCUGGAGAAUGUUCGCAUCAACUUGCUUGAGGACCGUCCACCCGUAAAUAUUACCUCACCGGGACCAGUGCCCAUAAAUCUGUGCAUCGGACGCAUGCGUCUGGAGCGUGACCAGAGCGGAUUGCUAAAUAUCCAGCCUAUAGAUACAAACUUGAGUGCCGCGCAGCAUCAGGCACUGGGAAGUGCCUUAUUUGGAGCACCACGUGAACGCGAUCGGGAGCUGCUGUCCAUGCAGCUGGUGAUGCAGCAGAUGAAGCUGGACAAUGAUCAGCUGCGUCGGCAACUUGUGGACUCCAAAAUCAACACGGAUAACUAUAGGCAAAAGACCAAGCAAGAGGCGGAUGUGCUGCGAUCGUAUUUGAAGGCCGCCCAGGAUGACAUUAGCAUACUGCUGGAGGAGAAGAAGGCUUUGCUGGACACCAUCCGUUCCCUGCAGAUACAAAUGAGCUCAUCGAAUAUCAGCAGAAAGAGUGAUGGGAACAGGUAGCAUAACUGCAUGGACUGCAUACAAUGCUGCGGCGAGAACAACAACGCCUAGCCCUAAGCCAACGUAUGCCGUACAGUCAGACGAUAGUGCCCUCUAUAACGCCCAUGACGUCAACCUCAACAUCAUCGCCAUUCGAUUUUGAGUUUAGCAGAAGACUGAGCCGUUCCGAAAAAACGGACAUUUUUCACGUUGCCGUUCGUCAUUUCUUACUUAUACAAGAAACGUGUAUACGUAUACACAGAAAUCUAUAAAUCUAUAUACAUCGUUUUUAUCGGUUUUAAGCUGCCACAAGCUUUUGCUAUCGUUCCAAAGAAUGCUUUAUUUUGUUUUUUCAAAAUUUUUGGAAGACUUAUGUUGAUCUAUUGCGUAGCCUUUUUAGAAACAGACUUUUAACCAAUCCCCUAUUGUUAAUUAUUUUACAAAAUGAUAAUCAAAGCGAAAGCUCGAACUAUGUACAGUCGUGUCAUUGAUAUUGCGCCCACUCAACAUAUUGUAUAUUAUAACUAAUUCCAUAAAUAUUGGAUAGGACAUGUUGUUGUGAUUCAUGAUCAUAUCAAAACUGAAUUCUAGUUACUGUAUGUAUGCAUUGCUGUUGUAAUCGUGUGCUAGAAAAAUAUUUGGCCAAAUUUAUUAUAUCCGAACUUUAUAGUAUUUUCUCGGAUGGGAAACACUCAUCCGAGAACUAUUGAAAUUUGUAUUCACGUUCUCAUUCUGCAUUCCAAUCGACUCGAUCAUCGUUUUUUGCCACAACUACUAAUCAAAACUAAAUACACAAUGCAAUACAAUAAUCAAAAGCGUUAUAGGCAUCCUAUAUCUAUGCCUACUAAUAACAAAAAAACUUAAAUCAAAUGUACCAUGUUGAAUAAAACAAAAACUCAAGUCAGUAACGCAACGCGUAUACAAUUUUAAAUUAAAAUUUUUCAUAUUUCGAAUUGUAAAUGAACAAAUAUUUGUAUUUGUAUUAUAAAGUUAAAACACAUUAAACUAAACCAUUAUUGAUUGUUAUACAUUAUACGAAAGUUUUCAUCUGUAGCUAGGCGAAAUGAAACAUAAGAAAUUGAAGUCAUAUUAAAUAUUGCAAAUAUAUUCAAAUGUAAAUGUU